Messenger RNA from Equus quagga, 5689 nucleotides. RefSeq names its product checkpoint kinase 1 (gene CHEK1). The record is from RefSeq and is a predicted model, not a curated record. Bases 3457 to 4887 code for a protein of 476 amino acids. The transcript is spliced from 13 exons. Gene Ontology annotation, molecular function: protein serine/threonine kinase activity; ATP binding. Gene Ontology annotation, biological process: protein phosphorylation; mitotic G2 DNA damage checkpoint signaling. Lineage: Eukaryota; Metazoa; Chordata; Mammalia; Perissodactyla; Equidae. Gene Ontology annotation, cellular component: site of double-strand break; cytoplasm; nucleus.
UUUUUACCUUAUGGCUUUUCACAACUAGACCAUGUGGUAUACUGUUACUAUUUUUUUUCUGCAUAACAUUUCUUUGGAGGGAAUUUUUUCAUUUGUUUUUUAUACUUGUCACUAAUUUCUUCCCAAACUUUCCUUCAUUUGUGCCAACUAAUCCUUUUACUAUGUUCAAACUGAUUAGAUAUUCAUUCUUAGAGAUGUCUUCUGUUCUGGUAUGUUCCAAUUUGGAUUGGUUUACUCUAGAUUUGCUAUAAGCUUCUUGGGUUGGUGUAUCCUUUUACUGUCAUUUUGUGUGUGUUAAUCUCCUGACUUCUUUCUUAUCAUCUCUACCUUCUUGAGAAACUGUGUGGGAGAUAAAUUUCUUGAGAUCUUACAUGUCUUUUGUCACGAUUGAUAAGUUGGCAAGGUAGAGUUCCAGAUUGCGAAUAACUUUUCCUUAGAAUUAUUUUAAAGGCAUUGGCUCAUUGUUUUCUGUCUUCUAAAUGUUGAGAAAUGCAGUGCUAUUCUGAUUCUUAAUUUUUUGUUUUUGUGUCUAUUCCCUCUCACUCCCACCCCAGACCUCUUAGGAUCUUCUCUUUGUAUGUAAUGUUUUGAAAUUUUCCUAAUGAUGUGUCUUGGAGUGGGUCAUUCAUUGUGCUGGGUACUUUAAACUUUAUUUAUUUACUUUUUUUGCUUCUAAGUAUGGAAAGUCAAGUUCAUCAGUUCUAGGAAGUUUUCUUUUUAAGAUUUUUUAUUUUUCCUUUUUCUCCCAAAGCCCCUGGUACAUAGUUGUGUACUUUUAGUUGUGGGCCCUUCUAGUUGUGGCAUGUAGGACGCCGCCUCAGCAUGGCUUGAUGAGCCGUGUCAUGUCUGUGCCCAGAAUUUGAACCAGCGAAACCCUGGGCUGCCGAAGCAGACCGCGUGAACUUAACCAUUCGGCCACGGGGCCAGCCCCAAAGGAAGUUUUCUUGAGUAAUUUGUGGAUUCCCCCAACUCCCUUUCUUUUUCUGAAAAAUAAGUUAUUUGGAUGUUGGAUUUCCUGGCUUAGUCUUCCAAUAUUCUUAUAUUUACUCUUCUGUUUUCCAUCUUUAUUUUUCCUUCUGGGAGAUUUCCUAAACUUUUUUUUCUAAUGUAUCUAUUUAGUUUCCUUUUUUUCUGUCAUAUUUUUUAAAUGUCCCAGAUGUUUUUUGUUUGAGUAUUCCUUUGUUUUGAAAUCUUUCAUAUUAAAGCCCUUUCCAGAUUCUUAGUUGUUUGCUCUUAUUAAAGAGUGGGACUAUAAAAAGCUAAUUGGAAGGUCUGUUUGGGGUGGGAUGGGGCUUACUGAACAUGGGCUUCACUAUCCUGUGAUCUGGGUGAGUUGUUAUACUGGGAAAUCCCUGAUAUUGGUAUCUUUAGAUCUUUUCUUUUAUAGGAUUUUAUGGGAUAUAAGAUUCCCUGGAGAAGGCUUGUAUAUCCUCUUAAAGAUACAAGCCAGGCUGCCAGAUUUCUGGGAAUAAAGUGGGGAAAAAAGGCUUAGAGGUUCACCUUCCCAUGCAUAAACUUAAACUUGAUCCCUUUGUUUUCAGCAACCUUUAACUGUGCCUGAUGCUGUGCAGUUCAGAGCCUAUGUAUUUACCCUCUCAAGUCUUGUGUCAGUUUUGAGGAGGGGCAGUUCCUUGGGUCCACAGAGGAGGGAGGGGAUCCACAGGUUUAUUUGCUUCUUAGUCUUUCAACCUACCCUCUUUUUAGCCCCACCUUCACCUCCACGUUCAGUUACCUGGUGUCACUAAUUCUACUGGAGCCUUUGGGAGUUCUGAGAUGCAAAUCAAGUUGCUUUUCUGCUUUCUCAUUGCUGGCUUUAGGAUUCAUCUUUCAUCUAAGUUAAUUAUCUUUCAUCUAAAGACUUGCCACUUUCCAAAAUUUUUUUUUCAUACUCUAUUCUUGUGGGUAUUGCCUUUUAAAAAUUUAUUUUAAAAUAGUAAGUUUUACUAUUUUAAUAUUUACUAUUAAGAUUUACUAUUUUAGUAACGUUUCAGAAAAGAACAGAGGCUACUGUGUGCAUUCAUUCUCUCAUAUGCUGUCUUUCACGGGUAUUCUGCCUGAAAUCUGUAUACUAAUAUUUUUUCAGGCUAAGAUACCUUAAUUCCAUCCAGACAUAUAGGAACAGUACAGAUCCUCGUCUUUCUUCAUAUUCAUUGUUUACAGCAUACAGUGCAGAAACUAGAGAAAAUGGAGUAAAUGACCUGGAAAACUUGCUUUAUUACAUGAAACCUAAACUGUGAUGUCAUGGUUAAAAACUUGAUAAGCAUUUUGAAAUGUUCUGGUCUUGUUUUUUUGUCCCUGAAUUUGCUUGUUUAAAACAGAUGUAUGCAUUUUUGUGUAACGUAUUUUGCACUUACUUUACUCUAUUACUAGUAUCACAGUCAAGAGCUAGUUAUGCUCAAUGUAUGUGGCAGACAUACUUCAACUGGAGAAUUGGAUGGAGAUGAUCUUGCCUGCAUCUUGAGUUCAGAGUCUAGUUUACUGUGAAGGGGGCAUACCUAUUUUAGUUCUUCCACAUUAUUUUGUGCUCAGGCACGUCCCUUUCCCCUGAAUUUACUUUCCCAUUUAAACUGGUUGCUUUUAAAAUUUGCAUUGUAAAACGAGGCGAAACGGCCUUUUUGCUUAUACCUGCCUGUUUCCUACACAUUAAGAAUGACAAAGCGGGUAAAACUACGCUAUGCAGGUACUCUUCCUUUACAAAGGCUGGGCGAAGGUAUUUUUUCGGAGCCAGUUCAGACGAGACAGGAAUUGGUUACCCUGGCAUUACCUCAAACUACAAAUGAGUAGCUUUCUUCAUCCGGACGCCUUCCCACCCUCAUUACUCUGGCCAGGCUUUUUUGAUGCUUCUGGCUCCCACCACAAAGUUCCUUUCGUUCUUCACAGGAUCAGUUACAACAGGCGUCCAACGUUCUCGGCUCUAGUUUUAUCUGUAACGCACGUUAAAGUUACAGAGGUAGCAUUUACUGGAUGUGAGCCUCACAAUCCUGCCGGGCAGCCGGGCGGGGUGUUCGGAGGUGCCCCGCUGGUCGGUGCAGGCACGGAUCCGUCCCGCCCGCCAGGUGCGGAGCGCGCGCGCGAGGACGGCGCAGCCGGAUGUGCGAGGGCUCCUUGGAGGCGGCUUCGGCUCCAGGAGCGCGAGGACCGCCCGGCCGAGGGUGCCGCCCUGGAGACCAUUUCGUGUCUGGGCCCAGAGAUCAUUGGUAACGAUGCGGUGGGCUGUUCUCCAAAGUAACCCAGGCUCGGCCGGCUUAAGCCUCGGGGUGAACGUCUCUGCGCCAGCCGCCAGGAGCCGCCAAUCUUCAGAGCAGCGAGCAGGGGAACGCACGCUGUCCUACUUUACGGCAAGGGUGCGCGAGUUUGCGACAGUGUGACGCGAGCAAGUUUUGGCGGGAAAAGCGCCGCAUUUGGAUUCCUGUGGUGGUAGGCAAAGGACGGCCUGCCGUGGCGCGUAGUGGAGUCAUGGCAGUGCCCUUUGUGGAAGACUGGGACUUGGUGCAAACCCUGGGAGAAGGUGCCUAUGGAGAAGUUCAACUUGCUGUGAAUAGAAGAACUGAAGAAGCAGUUGCAGUGAAGAUUGUAGACAUGAAGCGUGCCAUAGACUGUCCAGAAAAUAUUAAGAAAGAGAUCUGUAUCAAUAAAAUGUUAAAUCAUGAGAAUGUAGUGAAAUUCUAUGGUCACAGGAGAGAAGGCAAUAUUCAGUAUCUAUUUCUGGAGUACUGUAGUGGCGGAGAACUUUUUGAUAGAAUAGAGCCAGACAUAGGCAUGCCUGAACAAGAUGCUCAGAGGUUCUUCCAUCAACUCAUGGCAGGGGUGGUUUAUCUGCAUGGUAUUGGAAUAACUCAUAGGGAUAUUAAGCCAGAAAAUCUCCUAUUGGAUGAAAGGGAUAACCUCAAAAUCUCUGACUUUGGCUUGGCGACAGUGUUUCGGCAUAAUAAUCGUGAACGUUUAUUGAACAAGAUGUGUGGUACUUUACCUUAUGUUGCUCCAGAACUCCUAAAGAGAAAAGAAUUUCAUGCAGAACCAGUUGAUGUUUGGUCCUGUGGAAUAGUACUUACUGCAAUGUUGGCUGGAGAAUUGCCGUGGGACCAGCCCAGUGACAGUUGUCAGGAAUAUUCUGAUUGGAAAGAAAAAAAAACAUACCUCAACCCUUGGAAAAAAAUUGAUUCUGCUCCUCUAGCUUUACUGCAUAAAAUCCUAGUUGAGAAUCCAUCAGUAAGGAUUACCAUCCCAGACAUCAAAAAAGAUAGAUGGUACAACAAACCACUCAAGAAAGGGGCAAAGAGGCCCCGAGUUAGUUCAGGUGGUGUAUCAGAGUCUCCUAGUGGAUUCUCUAAGCACAUUCAAUCCAAUUUGGACUUUUCUCCAGGACAUGCUGCUUCAAGUGAAGAAAAUGUGAAGUACUCCAGUUCCCAGCCAGAACCGCGGACAGGUCUUUCCUUAUGGGACACCAGCCCUUCAUACAUUGAUAAACUGGUACAGGGGAUCAGUUUUUCCCAGCCCACAUGUCCUGAUCAUAUGCUUCUGAAUAGUCAGUUACUUGGUACUCCAGGAUCCUCACAGAACCCCUGGCAGCGCUUGGUCAAAAGAAUGACACGAUUUUUUACCAAAUUGGAUGCAGACAAAUCUUACCAAUGCCUGAAAGAGACUUGUGAGAAAUUGGGCUAUCAAUGGAAGAAGAGUUGUAUGAAUCAGGUUACUGUAUCAACAACUGAUAGAAGAAACAAUAAACUGAUUUUCAAAGUAAAUUUGGUAGAAAUGGAUGAGAAGAUUUUGGUUGACUUCCGGCUUUCUAAGGGUGAUGGAUUGGAAUUCAAGAGACACUUCCUGAAGAUUAAAGGGAAGCUGAGUGAUGUUGUAAGCAGCCAGAAGGUUUGGCUUCCUGCCACAUGAUAGACCCAUUGGCUCUGGGAUUCCUGGUGAAUAUGGUGCUGCUAUGUUGACAUUAUUCUUCCUAGAGAAGAUUAUCCUAUUCUGCAAACUGCAAAUGAUCCUGAACAGUUGUUUUCCCCAAACAAUUUCCACUUCUGUUUGUAUGUUCUUCAUAAAAGUAAUACCUAUAUUUUAAUUGUAAAUAAAACUUUGGGGAAGGGAUGGAUAGAAUUCAUUAGAUAUUUCUUCAUCUGUGUUUAGUGUCUGAAUUUGAGACCCAUCUGGUGGAAACCAAGCUUUGGGGAUACACGAAUUUACCAGCUUUUAUACCAACAUAAUAAAAGAUGAUAUUUUUGUCCUGUUUUUAAAAUAACAUUUAGUUUCUUCCAAAAAAUACAUAUUUCCUCCAUGUUGAUUUAAUUAUAUGGAUGAAUUAGUAAAAACAGUCCUUGUGACUUUUGGACAGUAGAUUUAUCAGUCUAUGAAGUAACAUCAACUUCAAAAAAUAUAUCCCCAAGAUUUGUACUUAUACUUUCAAAAGGGCCUGACGAGGUAUAUAAACCUGUUUUUGAAUUAUAACUAUUAAUUAAAAUUGCAAGAAGGUAUGUUUUUUUUGGUGUAGUUAAUAAUAUAUAAAAUACUGGUUGGUCUUUCGAGUAGAAGUGGAGCAUAAACUCUAGUGCUUAACUGUCUUUACUCUAAAAUUACUGUUGCACAUUUUAAAUAUUUUUCUAUAUUAUUUUCUACUUUCACAGCCAUAUUUUAAUUCUUUAUUAAAAAAUAAAUUCUAUUUUGAAAAUGAAUAAUUAACUCUGUGAACUUA